Molecule: messenger RNA, 1293 nt
Organism: Cutaneotrichosporon cavernicola
Lineage: Eukaryota; Fungi; Basidiomycota; Tremellomycetes; Trichosporonales; Trichosporonaceae
Exons: 5
Coding region: 1-1293 (430 amino acids)
Molecular function (GO): protein binding
Source: RefSeq, a predicted model, not a curated record
AUGCCCCCAGCCCCACCAGUUGCGUUCGCGACCCUCGCCGCGCCGCUCCCUUCCAAUCCGCCUGUGCGGGGAAUCACGCCGUCCUCGAACCACCUCGUCCUCCGACAUGGGACCGAGUUCAUAACAAUUGCGGACAACCAGACGUUACAGGCUGUCGAGCGGCUCGAGCGACACACAGGCCAAGUCACGUCCGUCACCGCCGAGCGAGGCAGUAUCUGGAGUGCAGGGCUAGAUGCGCUGGUAGUGCAAUGGGACGAGCGGAGUCGGCGCCCAGCCGCCGAGAUCAAGGCGUUCAUCAAGCAUCCCCUCCCUAUCACCGCACUGGCAACGCACGACCUCGACAACCUCGUGAUCGCGGGUACUGGAAGUGAUUCCCUCAUCAUCUUCUGGGACACGCGUAACACGUCCGAGCCGGCUUAUACUCAGGCCACGCACGGGGACGACGUCACACACCUCUCCCUCCUUCCACCCACCGCCAAGUGGACAGCCAAGCCCGAGCCACUCCCCUCUCAACUUCUGUUGAGCGGGAGUAAGGACGGCACGGUCGCGCUCUCUGACCUCCGCCUACCGGGCGGGGAGGAGGGUGACGCCGCGCUCGUGGCCGCGGCGGAAUGGGGUGCUGUCGAGGCGGCGGGAGCGUAUGAAUGGAAAGGAGGUAUGCGAGUGUGGGCUCGUGGGGACGGGGUUGCAGGUUGGAACAUUGUCGAGGGUGAGGAGGGUGGGUUGGAGUUUGUUGACCAAACCGAGGUCAAGUUCGAGAAGAAGAGUCUCAAGACACCCGACAACGGCCCAUCAAUCGCCCACCCCGCCGAACAGGAACGUCCCUACCCCGCCGCCAUUCGGAUCAACUACCUCUCCGCUGCCCUCCCCUCUAUGGGAGUCAGCAGGGGCGGCGUGCCGAUUCUGGGCGCUGGGACGGACGAUGGCGACAUUGUGCUCCUGCACAGUGGGUCGACUCCCACCGCGUUCCUCAUGUCCGGUCCCGAGGGACGUGGACACAAGGGUCCGGUGCGUGCGAUGCACUACGCCACCUUCGAUGAGGCGCUGUAUACUGGCAGCGAGGAUGGUGUUCUCGCGGGAUGGAACCUCGCUUCGAUCCCGCGGCUCGUUGUGGGCGAUCCUGAGGUUGAUGAUGACGGGGGAGAUGGGCGCGAGGAUAUCGAUUCGGAAGACGAGAGCGAGAUCGAGUCGACCACUACUGAGGAGAGCGAUCGGAGUGACCGGAGUGACGACGAGAGCGAGGACGAGGAGGACAUGUGGGGUCGGCGACCGGUGUAUGGCCGCGAGAGGUAG